CACACACACACCAGUCCCUAAGCGCCUCGGAGCCUCGCAGCCGGUGACCCCGAGCCCCAGCGGAUCUCAUCUGGCCGCCGCGUUCUGGGAGAGGCGAGGGGGAGAGUGCGCGUGAGAGGCGGAGGAGAGAGACACGGCGGGGGAAAGGGAGACGGCGAGACGCGCAGCCGGCGCUCCGAGACCCCGGAGGAGCCCGCAGAUAACCAGCCCGAGUCAUGCAGUCUUUUCGAGAAAGGUGUGGUUUCCAUGGCAAACAACAGAACUACCCGCAGACCUCACAGGAAACAUCGCGCCUGGAGAAUUACAGGCAGCCCAGUCAGGCUGGGCUAAGCUGUGACCGGCAACGGCUGCUGGCCAAGGACUAUUACAGCCCACAGCCUUAUGCAGGUUAUGAGGGUGGUGCCAGCACACCCUCUGGCGCAGCAACCACAGUGGCUGACAAGUACCACCGAGGCAGCAAGGCCCUGCAGGGGAGGCCGGCUUUCCCUGGCUAUAGCAGCGUCCAGGACAGCAGCCCCUACCCGGGACGCUAUUCUAGUGAGGAAGGUCUGCAGGCCUGGGGGGCUCCACAGCCACCUCCCCCUCAACCACAACCCCUGCCAGGAGGGGUGGGAAAGUAUGAAGAGAACUUGAUGAAGAAGACAGCGGUGCCCCCAGGCAGGCAGUACUCCGAGCAGGGCACCCAACUUCCCUUCCGGACUCACUCUUUGCAUGUCCCCCAGCCUCCGCCUCAGCUGCCACAGCCCCAGCAACCCUUGGCAUACCCCAAACUCCAAAGGCAGAAACUGCAGAAUGACCUCGCCUCUCCCCUGCCUUUCCCCCAGGGCAGCCACUUUCCCCAGCAUUCCCAGUCCUUCCCCACCUCCUCUACCUUCUCCUCGUCUGUCCAGGGUGGCAGCCAGGGGACCCACUCUUACAAGAGUUGCACAGCACCGUCUUCCCAGCCCCAUGACAGGCCACUGACUGCCAAUGCCAGCCUGGCCCCGGGGCAGCGGGUCCAGAACCUUCACACCUACCAGUCAGGCCGCCUUGGUUAUGAGCAACAGCAGCAACAGCAGCAGCAGCAGCAAGCACUUCAGAGCCGGCACCAUGCCCAGGAAACCCUCCAUUACCAAAACCUCGCCAAAUACCAACACUACGGACAGCAAGGCCAGGGCUACUGCCAGCCGGAUGCGGCCGUCAGGACUCCAGAGCAGUAUUACCAGACCUUCAGCCCCAGCUCCAGCCACUCCCCUGCACGCUCCGUGGGCCGCUCACCUUCCUACAGCUCCACCCCAUCACCGCUGAUGCCCAACUUGGAGAACUUUCCAUACAACCAGCAGCCGCUCAGCACCGGAGCCUUCCCCACGGGUAUCACCGACCACAGCCACUUCAUGCCCCUGCUCAACCCCUCCCCGACCGAUGCUGCUGGCUCUGUGGACACGCAGGCCAGCAACUGCAAGCCCCUGCAAAAGGACAAGAUCCCUGAGAACCUGCUGUCAGAUCUCAGCCUGCAGAGCCUCACGGCCCUGACCUCCCAGGUGGAGAACAUCUCCAACACCGUGCAGCAGCUCUUGCUGUCCAAGGCUGCUGUGCCGCAGAAGAAAGGGGGGAAGAACCUUGUGUCCAGGACUCCAGAACAGCACAAGAGCCAGCACUGUAGCCCUGAGGGCAGUGGCUACUCGGCAGAGCCAGCAGGCACACCACUGUCCGAGCCACCGAGCAGCACACCACAGUCCACCCAUGCCGAGCCCCAGGAGGCGGACUACCUAAGCGGCUCUGAGGACCCUCUGGAGCGCAGCUUUCUCUACUGCAGCCAGGCCCGUGGCAGCCCUGCCAGGGUCAACAGCAACUCCAAGGCCAAGCCUGAGUCUGUGUCUACCUGUUCUGUGACCUCACCUGAUGACAUGUCCACCAAAUCUGAUGACUCCUUCCAGAGCCUGCACAGCACUCUGCCGCUGGACAGCUUUUCCAAGUUCGUAGCAGGCGAGCGAGACUGCCCACGGCUGCUGCUCAGCGCGCUGGCACAGGAAGACCUGGCCUCAGAGAUCCUGGGGCUGCAGGAGGCCAUCGGGGAGAAGGCUGACAAGGCCUGGGCCGAGGCUCCUGGACUGCCCAAAGAUGCCAGCAAGCCGCCCUUCUCGCUGGAGAACCACAGCGCUUGCCUGGACUCCGUAGCCAAGACUGCAUGGCCACGGCCAGGGGAGCCAGAGGCCCUGCCUGACUCCUUACAGCUGGACAAGGGUGGCAGCACCAAGGAUUUCAGCGCAGGGCUGUUUGAAGACCCUUCUGUGGCCUUUGCCACCCCUGACCCCAAAAAGACAACCAGUGCCCUGUCCUUUGGCACCAAGUCCACUCUUGGGGCUGCUGCUCCAGACCCCACCGCGGCAGCAUUUGACUGCUUCCCAGACACAACCACCGCCAGUUCGGUGGACAGUGCCAACCCCUUUGCCUGGCCAGAGGAGAACCUGGGGGAUGCUUGUCCCCGGUGGGGAUUACACCCUGGUGAACUCACCAAAGGCCUGGAGCAGGGCGGGAAGACCUCAGAAGGACUGGGCAAAGGGGAGGCCCAUGAGGCUUCGGCCUGCCUGGGCUUCCAGGAGGAGGAGCCCUCGGGGGACAAGGCAGCCCUGCUGCCUGGGGAUUUCAAGCAGGAGGAGGCGGGCGGGGUGAAGGAGGAGGCGGGCGGGCUGCUGCAGUGUCCCGAUGUGGGCAAGGCUGACCGGUGGCUGGAGGACAGCCGACACUGCUGUUCCGCCACUGACUUUGGGGACCUGCCACUGCUGCCAGCCCCUGGCAGAAAGGAGGACCUGGAGGCUGAGGAGGAGUACUCGUCCCUGUGUGAGCUACUGGGCAGCCCAGAGCAGAGGCCGGGCCUGCAGGACCCACUCUCACCCAAGGCCCCGCUCAUCUGCACCAAGGAGGAGGCUGAGGAAGUGCUGGACUCCAAGGCGGCCUGGGACUCCCCCUGCCACCUCUCUGGGGAGUCCGUCAUCUUGCUGGGCCCCACAGUGGGUGCUGAGUCCAAGGUCCAGAGCUGGUUUGAGUCCUCCCUGUCCCACAUGAAGCCAGGUGAGGAUAGGCCUGACGCAGAGCGGACUCCAGGGGACUCUGCCUCCUCGGACCCCUCCCUGGCCCCCAAACUGAGCAAGCCCGCUGUGCCCGAGGCACCGAUUGCUAAGAAAGAGCCUGUGCCACGGGGCAAAAGUUUACGAAGCCGGCGGGUACACCGGGGGCUGCCUGAGGCCGAGGACUCCCCAUGCAGGGCCCCUGCGCUGCCCAAAGACCUCUUGCUCCCUGAGUCCUGCACGGGGCCCCCACAAGGACAAAUGGAAGGGGCUGGGGCUCCAGGCCGGGGGGCCUCAGAAGGCCUUCCCAGAAUGUGUACCCGCUCCCUCACUGCCUUGAGUGAGCCCCGCACACCUGGACCGCCAGGCCUGACCACCACCCCCGCGCCCCCAGACAAACUGGGGGGCAAGCAGCGAGCUGCCUUCAAGUCUGGAAAGCGGGUGGGGAAGCCCUCGCCCAAGGCUGCAUCUAGCCCCAGCAACCCGGCUGCCCUGCCUGUGGCCUCAGACAGCAGCCCCAUGGGUUCCAAGACCAAGGAGACGGACUCCCCCGGCACACCUGGCAAGGACCAGCGCUCCAUGAUCCUCCGGUCCCGUACCAAACCCCAGGAGAUCUUCCACGCCAAGCGGAGGCGGCCCUCUGAGAGCCGGCUCCCCAACUGCCGUGCCACCAAGAAACUCCUUGCUAACAACCACCUGCCCACCACGUUCAAGGUCUCCAGCAGCCCCCAGAAGGAAGGUCGGGUGAGCCAGCGGGCAAGAGUCCCUAAGCCCGGCACAGGGGGCAAGCUUUCAGAUCGGCCCCUCCACGCACUCAAAAGGAAGUCAGCCUUCAUGACGCCUGUCCCCACCAAGAAGCGGAACCUCGUCCUACGGAGCAGCAGCAGCAGCAGCAAUACCAGUGGCAGCGGUGGGGAUGGGAAGGAGGAGAGGGCUGAGGGCUCCCCCAACCUCUUCAGGAGGGUGUCCUCCCCCAAGAAGGCCAAGCCCAAGGGAAGUGGUGAGCCUCCCACCAAGCCACCACCCCUGGAGACCCCUGACACCUGCAUCAAGCUCGCCUCCCGGGCAGCCUUCCAGGGUACCAUGAAGACUAAGGUGCUGCCACCUCGGAAGGGCCGGGGCCUGAAGCUGGAGGCCAUCGUGCAGAAGAUCACCUCGCCCAGCCUCAAGAAGUUUGUGUGCAAAGUGCCAGGGGCCCCUCUUGGGACUCCUCUGAGUCCAGCCCUCCCGGACAAAGACCGUGGUGGGCUCAAGAGUGCUGGGGGCAGCCCAGCUGGGGCAGAAGAGGGUCUGGUAAGCAUGGGUACUGGGCAGAAACUCCCGGCGGCUUCGGGAGCAGACCCGUUGUGCAGAAACCUGGCCAACAGGGCCUUAAAAGGCAAGCUCGUGAACAGUAAGAAACUGUCCUCACCUGACUGUUUCAAAAGUGAGGCCUACCCACCCGCAGAGGCCCUGCAACCCGGGGGGACUGCUCUAGCACCGAAGAAGAGGAGCCGGAAAGGCAGGGCAGGAGCACCAGGACUUUCCAAAAUCCCACUGGAGAAGCGGCCCUAUCUUGGCCCAGCUCUGCUCCUCACUCCCCGAGACAGGGUCAGCAGCAUGCAGGGGGAUGUCGAGGACAACUCUGGAGGAGGAGGCAAGAAGCCAAAGACAGAGGAGCUGGGCCUGGCCUCCCAGUCUCCAGAAGGCCGACCCUGCCAGCCCCAGACAAGGGCACAGAAGCAGCCAAGCCACACCAACUACAGCAGCUACUCCAAGCGAAAGCGUCUGACCCGGGGCCGAGCCAAGAACACCAAUGCUUCCCCCUGUAAGGGGCGUGCCAAGCGGAGACGGCAGCAGCAGGUACUGCCCCUGGAUCCUGCAGAGCCUGAAAUCCGCCUCAAGUACAUUUCCUCUUGCAAGCGGCUGAGGGCAGACAGCCGGACCCCAGCCUUCUCACCCUUCGUGCGGGUGGAGAAGAGAGACGCAUUCACCACCGUGUGCACUGUUGUCAACUCCCCCGGGGGCGAGCCCAAGCCCCAUAGGAAGCCUUCCUCUUCCACCUCCUCCUCUUCCUCGUUCUCCUUAGACUCAGCUGGGGCCUCCCUGACCACACUCCCUGGAGGCUCCAUCCUGCAGCCUCGGCCCUCCCUGCCCCUCUCCUCUACCAUGCACCUGGGGCCUGUAGUGUCCAAGGCCCUGAGUACCUCUUGCCUUGUUUGCUGCCUCUGCCAAAACCCAGCCAACUUCAAGGACCUUGGAGACCUCUGUGGGCCCUAUUACCCUGAACACUGCCUCCCCAAAAAGAAGCCAAAACUCAAGGAGAAGGUGCGGCCAGAAGGCAUGUUCGAGGAGCCCUCACUCCCCCUUGAGAGAACAGUCAAAGGCCUCGAGUGUGUGGCCACCGCGGCCACCGCCGCCGCUGCCACCACCACCACCACCACCACCACUACCACUGGGAAACCCCCCAGGCCUGACGGCCCAGCUGACCCGGCCAAGCAGGGCUCGCUGCGCACCAGCGCCCGGGGCCUGUCCCGGCGCCUGCAAAGUUGUUACUGCUGUGAUGGUCGGGGGGACGGGGGCGAGGAGGUAGCCCCAGCCGACAAGAACCGCAAGCAUGAAUGCAGCAAAGGGGUCCCCACAGAGCCUGGUGGGGAUACCCAGGAGCACUGGGUGCAUGAGGCCUGUGCUGUGUGGACCAGCGGGGUCUACCUGGUGGCCGGGAAGCUCUUUGGGCUGCAGGAGGCCAUGAAGGUGGCCCUGGACAUGACAUGUUCCAGCUGCCAAGAAGCCGGGGCCACCAUUGGGUGCUCCUACAAAGGAUGCAUCCACACCUACCACUAUCCGUGUGCCAGCGACGCGGGUUGCAUAUUCAUCGAAGAGAACUUUUCUUUGAAGUGUCCCAAGCAUAAGAGGCUGCCAUUGUAAUCCACCACGCCGACUGGAGGAGCCGCCGGAGCCCGCCUGCCCGUCCGCCGCCGAAGGAGAGGA
This is a messenger RNA of Dipodomys ordii (Ord's kangaroo rat), 6017 nucleotides long. It is a transcript of the gene Rai1, whose product is annotated as retinoic acid induced 1. Bases 216 to 5954 code for a protein of 1912 amino acids. Gene Ontology annotation, biological process: regulation of transcription by RNA polymerase II; circadian regulation of gene expression. Lineage: Eukaryota; Metazoa; Chordata; Mammalia; Rodentia; Heteromyidae. The transcript is spliced from 7 exons. The record is from RefSeq and is a predicted model, not a curated record. Gene Ontology annotation, cellular component: nucleus.